Messenger RNA from Papaver somniferum (opium poppy), 915 nucleotides. RefSeq lists its product as uncharacterized. The transcript is spliced from 8 exons. Gene Ontology annotation, molecular function: heme binding; peroxidase activity. Lineage: Eukaryota; Viridiplantae; Streptophyta; Magnoliopsida; Ranunculales; Papaveraceae. The coding region runs from base 1 to 762 and encodes 253 amino acids. The record is from RefSeq and is a predicted model, not a curated record. Gene Ontology annotation, biological process: response to oxidative stress.
AUGGAAAAUUACCACAAAAGGAUAGAUCGAGAAUAUAAGAAGCGCGUCAAAGAAAGAGAACUGCAGCCAGGAGACCUAGUGUUGCGAGAAAUAAUGCCUUAUCAGAGAGGAGGAGCUGGAAAGCUGGAGAAAAGAUGGGAUGGACCAUACAUAAUAAAGAUGGUAACUAUACAAGACAGGGAUAUUGUUGCUCUGUACACCUUGGGAAGGUGCCACAAAGAACCCUCUGGAUUUGAGGGGCCCUGGAAAACCAAUCCCCUAGUAUUUGAUAACUCUUGCUUCAAAGAGCUUCUAAAUGGGGAGAAUGAAAGCUUAAUACAACUCCUAACUGAUAAGACACUCUCGACUAAUCCCGUUCUUCGUCCCCUAACUGAAAACUAUGUAGCGGUAGCAGCAGAGAAGCCAAAUCCAACAAUACUUUUGAAGGCUUGGGAGUUACUAGAGGUCGAACCUGAGGAUGCUCUACAUAUUGGGGAUGAUCGUAGGAAUGAUCUUUGGAGUGCUAGUGAUGCAGGUUGUGAUGCUUCCCUGUGGGGAAGUUAUGUUAACUCUUCCAAGGAGGCAAUAACUAGUUUUCCGCAGCCUUUUGACAAAAGUGAAUCAGUUCCCAAAAUGAUCAAACUGAAAGCAAAAGAUUACCACCCUGUUCAAUCUCAAAACAUGGAGCUUGCAACAAAUAGGAAGUCGCAUGUGAACCAAGGACACAACACAUUGAUGCUCUGCUUGAUAUCAUUUGUGAAGUAUUGUCAUAGGAGGAGCUGAAUUAUCAUUUUGUUUUUCUAUCAGUUUAUUAGUUUAGCAUGUUGUUGUCAGAACUUAGAAAUCUUGGGCAUGUAUUAUCUGAACUCAGUAUUUCAUUUUUUUUUUUGUGUAGUUUUACACCCAAUGGAAUGAAUGUUAAAAUUCUCAGUUAAA